AUUUUGUAAGCUUCAAAACCCAGAUGAUCCACUUUCUUCAGUCAUGAUACAGACAGUAAAUAGGAUGCAACUGAUUCCAGAGGAGAUAAUAUUUAAAGCUGAUGUCAAUAAACACAGCCUUCAAAUUUUGAACUUGUUAUCCACACAACCAAGAGGCAAACCUCCGUGCAUCUCAGCUCCCACAGUGAAAACCCUCAGACUUUAGCGCUUUGGACAUGCUGUCUUCACCUGAUGUCGCAUGUUACCCACCUGAUGUUUUAGCUUUUCUUUCUGAGAGUAUACACAACAUCUCCUCACAGAAAUGAGGUGCUCUGGUUCGUCUGUUUUGUAAACACAAAAGUACAUAAGUACAUAAGGAAAGAGAAACUUCACCUGCUCUUCAGUCGAGAGACAAUCAUGGAGCGCACAUGCAGCAUGAGGAGGAAGACCAUGGCCAGACAGCACAAGGCUGAAGUCAUGAUUGCAGGAGAACAGCUCAGGUUGAGACUCCAUGAUGGAAAACUGAUAAAGGACCGCAGGUAUCACCUUCGCACGUAUCCUAAUUGCUUUGUGGCUCAGGAGCUCAUAGACUGGCUUGUCAGUCAUAAGGAAGCCAUGGAUCGAGUCACAGCUGUCAGUCUGAUGCAACAUCUCAUGGACAACGACAUUAUUCAUCAUGUCUGUGAUAAGAGGCCGGUGUUCAAGGAUGCCAAACUCCUCUACCGUUUCCGAAAGGAUGAUGGGACAUUUCCUUUCAAUACAGAGGUGAAAAUCUUCAUGCGUGGACAGCAGCUGUAUGAACAGUAAGAAAUGCAACUUUUAUCAGCUCAAUCAUAAAGUACAACCCUUUAACCCUUGUGCUAUCUUAGAUGACCCCACCCUCACAUUUAUGUGUUCUCCCAACCAUUUAAAGGUGAAUAAAGGUGGA
Messenger RNA from Oryzias latipes (Japanese medaka), 907 nucleotides. The record is from RefSeq and is a predicted model, not a curated record. Lineage: Eukaryota; Metazoa; Chordata; Actinopteri; Beloniformes; Adrianichthyidae.